Molecule: messenger RNA, 2253 nt
Organism: Oikopleura dioica
Lineage: Eukaryota; Metazoa; Chordata; Appendicularia; Copelata; Oikopleuridae
Source: the annotation of a GenBank genome assembly
AUGCAUUGGGAUGACAUAUUUCAUUCGCCGAAAGAUCCAGCUCUUUUCGGAAUGACAAGAAUGCUUUUUGGCUUCUUGAUGACUUUAGACUGCUUUGUUGAGCGAGGACUUCAUUACGCAGAUCAAAGAUGGAGCGACGAAGGCUGUCAAUUUCCACUGAUCAACGGGCUGAAACAAAUGGACCCAAAUGUGAUGAUUAUUCUACAGUUCAUUCAAGCGCUCGGCGCUCUUUCAAUAUUCAUUGGUUUUCGUGUGAAGCUUACUGGCUGGCUUUUCGUGAUACCUUACUGGUAUGCAUUUUUACUCGACAAAACGCACUGGAACAACCAUUCCUAUCUCUUCGGUUUAAGUGGUUUGAUGUUCACGCUAACCGACUCCGACAGAGCGUUCGCGCUCUCGGCAAACAACAAAAUGAUUCAAAACUGGAACUAUCUUAUCAUUCGCUUUCAAAUUUUCAUUCUCUACUUCUUUGCUGGACUAAAGAAGACCGAGGAAGACUGGCUGCUUGGCUAUUCGAUGGGACGAUUAAGUAAGCACUGGGCUUUUGAUCCAUUUCGCUCGGCGGGACUGUCCAAUGAAUUCAUCGACCGCUAUAUUGUCCACAUAACGGGUUUUAUGAUUGACCUGCUGGUUGGACCAAUGUUGCUCUUCGAUUGCACCCGUCCAUUCGCGAUAUUCGCCCUUACUAGCUUUCACUUGAUGAACUCGCAAAUGUUUUCAAUCGGCAUGUUUUCAUACGUCUGUCUUGCCACAAUGUGGAUAUUCUGCCGGCCAAACUCACCGAAGAUUCUAUUUGGAAAGAUACCUAUCCUUAAGAAGUUGGUGGAUACAACACCUGCAGUCAAGGCUGAGGAAAGGUCUAGUUGGCGAGUCUCGUUCUUUUUGCUCUACACUGCUAUUCAGAUAUUUUUACCGUACUCUCAUUUUAUAACGAAAGGAUACAAUGGUUGGACUGAGGGAGCAUAUGGAUACUCGUGGGAUAUGAUGAUUCACUCCUUUCAAGAGCAGCAUGUGAAAAUAUCAUACAAAGAUAGACUCACGGGCGAAAUUGGAUAUCUCAAGCCUAAUGCAUUUUUGGGUUACGCUCGAAAAAGAUGGACCAUGCAUCCUGACAUGCUAAAGCAAUAUGCUGAUUGCAUACACGAGAGAUUAGAGGCGAGCAAUAUUACUGACCCAGAGCUUUAUUUUGAUGUCUGGAAAUCGAUGAACCAACGAUUUGUCCAAAGAGUAUACGACCCAGAUAUAGAUAUUGCGCACUACAAUUGGUCACCGUUUGAGAAGCCGAAAUAUGCCCUGCCACUGCUCCAGGAUCUAUCGAACUGGCGAGAGAAACUGAAGGAGAUGAAAAAAGAGAUACAGGAUGAUGAGAUUGAUAUCAGUUUCAUCGCCGACUUCCCGGGCCUCAGUCUCGAGAAUUAUUUAGCGCCUGACCUGGACAACACGACUGUCGAGCUUCUAGGCGGAAUGAUUGAGAUAAACUAUGACGACCAAGAGAAUGAAGUGACGAAAACAGUGCCAAAGUACUCGCCGAAGAUUGGUGAACGAGUAAAAUUGCCAGCUGGCGAGUUCCACUCGAUAAAAGUAACGAGCGAAGAGCCUGCGAUCUACAUGUAUAUCUACCAAAACUCUACUGACGUGCGAGUGAGAAAAGCUUACAAGGCUUUAGCUGAAAUCGACGAUCACAUUGCGAACGAUCGCCCCCUUCCAGCUAAUCUUACUGACUAUUUCACUGACGAAGAAGAAGAAAAGUGGCGUCAAUAUUUUUUCCCGAAUCAAAACAUUAGUGACCAUCAUAACUCGCGAAAAGAAGCCGUCGUAGCAUUCCGCAGGAGUUUCUAUGCAAGCGCACUCGCCUGGCUAGACAAGAAAUCAAGAAAUGUGUAUAAGGGGAUGAUGGUUGUCUCCUAUGCGAUUUCAGAUUUGAUGUCCGGCGAAAAUACUUUCGCCGAUGAGAUAAAAAAGGCAAUGAAUAGCGGCUGGACGCUUCUGAUCGAGUGCGACGUCGACCAUCGUCCAGGAGAAACCCAGCUCGAUAAAAACAUCAAAUUCGAAAAGGCCGACGACUUCGUUUCCCCUGCUUCGAGCAUUACUAUUCCUCUCCAGAAAAAUCUUGAUUCAAAGCUUUUGCUAGCAAAAAUACCCAAAGCGGAUGCGAUUAAUCGUCCGCUUGAAAUGAACCGCGCCCUCAGCGAAUUGACUCAGUCGCGCAAAAUAUUCAAAAUUCUGUACAUUUCUUCCAGUGCAAAAAGAUGA